Molecule: messenger RNA, 20734 nt
Organism: Manis pentadactyla (Chinese pangolin)
Lineage: Eukaryota; Metazoa; Chordata; Mammalia; Pholidota; Manidae
Gene: BNC2
Product: basonuclin zinc finger protein 2
Exons: 8
Coding region: 5500-8715 (1071 amino acids)
Biological process (GO): regulation of DNA-templated transcription
Cellular component (GO): nucleus
Source: RefSeq, a predicted model, not a curated record
AAGACUGUCUUCUGUGCUUACUAGUUGCAUGCCCUUGGGCAAAGUUAUUUUACUUCUCUAGAUGCUUCAGUAUUCUUCUGUAAAAUGGAGAUUAUAAAGCUACUUAACCUUGUGGAUUGUUAUGAGAAUUAUAUGAGAAAACUUAUGAAAAGCUCUUAUAAUAGUGCCUGGUGCAUACUAAGUGAAUUAUUGAUAUAGUAGUAUCUAGUUUAAAUGUUCAAAGUACACAAUAAAAUGUUUUUCUUCUUUAGCCUCCACGACCACCCAGUAAAGAAGGAAGUAUUAUUAGCAAUAUUUUACAUGGCAGGUCAUACACAGUGUCAAUGUGUCAAUAUGUAACUUUGUUACUGGUAACAGAGUUGGGAUUAUAAUCUAAAUCUCUAAUUCAUUAUAUGAAUUGGGUCUUUAUGAAGUGACCCUGAUUUGGUGAUGUAGAAGGGAAGGGCAUAAAUUCCUAUUCCUUAAAUCUGGCCCAGUGGUGAGCCAGUUCAUGCUUUCUAAAAUUAUUUAUGUAAUGGAUACCAAUAAUUCUCGCUUUUCACAGUCCCAAUAUGCACAAUUUUCAAUUAUUAUGGUUGAUUAAAUAACAUCAAUCCUCCAAGAGCUCCAUUCAAAUGUCAGUUGUUAUGUUAUAUUCACCAUAAGUAAUUGUGUGAAGGACAGCCUAGCACAUGCUGUUAUUUGGUUCAUCCACAGACAGCAAAGCAUGUAGCCAUGUUGCCUCCUCUUCUCCUGGAGAUAAUCCCACACAACAUUUUAUAAAAUGGAUAAUUCAAAGAGGGAAUUGGCCUUCAAAGAUCAAAGUGCAGCAAAGAAGGAAAAGGUGACAACCCUGGAAGUGAAAUUUAAAUCAGUUAUAAAGAAGGUUCUAGAAAAAUAGCACCAUGGAAGUGUCAACACUGUCACUAUUGUAGAGGGUCUACAUACUCUACAGAUAGUGGAACUUAGUGAAAAAUAAUUUAUCAUAAAUUAGGGAAGUGGGGCAAAAAGGAUGAAGACCUAGUGGAAGAAUGUACAUUGGCAAAAAACAUCCUAUUAAAGGAAUUCCUCAGAGAUACUUCACAACAGUGAAAACACAAAGGAUAACAUGUUGGAAGCAAUUCACACUUGGAAAGCAGAAUCCCACUUCACCAAGGCAUACAGAAGAUAUUCACUUGGUGUUUUAAAUUAAAUAGAAGAAAGCAGAACUGUUCAAAUUACUCUUGAUCUGUUUUUUAUAAAGAAAUAAAACACUUUAAUUCUCAAAGUUUCUCAUGUUUUCAAUUACAGUGAACCAAAUAAAUGUUUUACUUUCUUUUCAUUUUCCUAUACAUGUAUAACUGAUAAUAUAAGAAUUUUUAAUGUUUUGACAAAAAAAUGUUGGAGGUCAUGGAAAAAUAAUAAUUUUCCCAUUGAUUAAGAUCACUUUGCCUGGUUUCAGCUUGCAUGGUCAUUUUUAUGGUCGUGCAUAUUAUGGUGCAAAGCAAGAGCUGCCUGUUUUUAUUGAGUCAAGGGGGGGGCAGUCUUGUUAGUGGUGGGCAUAUAAUGAUACAGUGAUGCCUUAUGCAACAUUUAUUCCAACAUAGAUUUGAGUGUCUGCCAUGUGCCAGGCUGCAUACACACAUGUCAAUAAAAAGCUCUUUUUCUCAAAGAAUUCACAUUUCAGUUGAUUAACGAAAGACAAGAUCAUUAUACCACAGCAUAUGCCUAUAUUAUAUAUUUUAUGUUUCUUUGAAUACAGUGAUAGGGAAAUACCAGGCAUUAGAGGAGUGGAGAGGAAAGACAUCUAACUUACUUGCCUAGGAAUAUGAGGGGUGGGAAAGACAAGGAGACAACCUGGAGGACUUAAGAGUUAAUUUGGAAAAGCUGUAUUAAAGACUGAGACAGUGGCGAGGAACUUCUGUGUGGAGGACAUUUUAAAAAGUUGAUUGUUUCUGGAAUGUGAAGAGCAAGGUAGGGGACAAAUCAGCAUUGCCAUGGAAACUGGGGGCAAUGGGAGAGUCCUUGGGGUUUUCCCCAACUUCUUUUAAAUUGAAGUUUAAUUGAUACGCAGUAAAACUGACCCAUUUUAAUAUAUAGUUGGGUGUGUUUGACCUAAGUCCUGUAACCACCACCACAGUCAUGGUGAAGAGCAUUUACGUUACCCCCUUAAAUCCUCGGUGCCCCUGAGUGGCUAACUCCUUCUCCCACCUGCAACCCCUGGAAACCACUGCCCUGUUUUCUGCCCCUAUAGUUUUGUCUUCUCUAGCAUGUUGUAUCAGUGUAAUCAUGCAGUAUGUAAUCUUUUAAGUCUGACUUCUUUCACUCAGUGUGAUGCUUGGGAUAUUCAUCCAUGUUGUUAGCAUGUAAAAGCCUUUGGUUUUUUUCCCUUUCUUUUAGUCGAAGUAUCAUUGAUACUCAGUCUUACAUUGGCUUCAGUUAUACAGUCGUUCAGUAGUUAGCCAUAUUAUUAAAUCCUUAACUCCACUAGUGCAGUUACUAUCUGCCAACAUAGGAAGAUAUUACAAAUUCAUUGGCUAUGUUCUCCAUCCCUGUGACCAACUUACAUUAUGAUGGAGAAUUUUUGUGAUCCUUUAUCCCCUCACCCUUCCCACCCACCCACCCCAGUCUCUCCCUCAUGGUAACCACCAGUCACUUCUCAGUGUCUGAGUCUACUGCUGUUUUGUUCUGUUAUGAUUUUAGAUUCCACAAAUAAGUGAAAUCAUAUGGUAUUUGAGUUUCUCCACCUGAGCCUUUGGGUUUUAAGCAGGAGAAUUAUCUUGAUUGGAGGAAGGAUUUGAGAGGAGCAAGACUAGAGGAUUUUACUGUAAUUUAGGCAGGUGCUAAUGGAGGAAAUUGUAAAGGAGAGGCUUGAACUGAGAAGUGUGUAGGAGGUGCAGUUGCUCUCGACUGCAGUAGGGAGUACUGGAGUAACAGUAGGUGGGGAAGAAGAGACCCUGUAUGUUGGAUGUGUUUCAGGGAAGGAGUGUGGAAUUUUCUUGAGGUGAUGCCCAGGAGGUGGGCAUGUGAAGGAGCUGCAUCCUCUCCUUCCUUAUCCUCUCAUUUUUGCCAGAAUUAAAUUUUCUAGGCAAGACCUUGCUUAACUAAAAGGCUUCUUUUUCUCUUCAUUCUAUAAUAUCAUCACCAAGAAUUUGUUUCCAAAGCCUUGGUUUGGACUAUUGCAUUAUUGUGGAAUAAAUCUGCCAUUUUUUAGAAGACUGUCCUCUGCUUACAGCAUCAGUUAACUCACUUCAUCUGCAUUUACCUAUUGUUUUCCAAAAAAACAAUAUGAAUGUCUCUAGACAGGCUAUGGUGCGUGGAGCUGGAAGUCAGAGUCCAGUAGUCAUGAACUGGCAACAAGUCAGGGAUUCUCUUUUGUGAAGAUUCUUUCCACAGGAGGAAUUCUCUUCCCCUGUAUUUUAGGGGGGUAGUAUCAUUUGAACCAGUUUGAACCAUAUGGGCUGGAAGUAGUGGUGAAGGAACAUGAUAUUAUCUAUGUUUAAGAAAUGGCUGACUCACUUUCUGUGCAAACUCUGCUUUAGUGAGGAUUCUGAGUCUACAUCCAGGCUAGUGGGAGAAUUCUGUGCUUGAUUAAUAAUAGAAUACCUUCCUCUGGCCUAUGAAAGAAAGCACCCUGAGAAAUGGUGGUGGGCAAAGUAUUUACCCCACUGAUGAAGAACUUUUCAGAAAGGUGAUUCACCACACAAAUGCCUGUACUGAAAAGGUAUUGGAUACAGAAUUCACUCACAGCCAUAGUUAGAACUAACACAGCAUUUUACAGUCAGGUCAGUUCCAUGAGGUAGAGUAUUUUCCUCUCCUCUUACAUAUGGGGAAGCUGAGAUACAGAGAGGUCAAGUUAACUUUCCUAGAGUCAGACAGCUAGUUUUAGCAGAGCUGGAAUGCAAACCCAGGCUGUCUGGAUCCAGAGUCCAUCCUCUUCCAUGUGCGCCAUGCUGUCUAGAGUUCUGGAAUACUAGCAUGGGAAGGACUCGGGAAUUAUUUCCCACUUCUCAUUUUAUAGUUCAGUGCAAUGAUGUCCAGAGAGGGCUCUGAGAUGACUCACUCAGGAACACAGAGGAUGGUGGAGGCAGCCGAGCUCCCCCCGCCCAGGGCUCUUGCCACUCUUGAAAAUUUUGUACCUUUGUCUUGAUAGGUUGUCACUUUUAUAUAGUGAAUAAAAGUGUUGCUGAAGUACGGAGACUGGCAAAUUUGGUGUUUAAUACCAUGUUUUUCCUUGGCCUUAGCUCUCUUUUGCCCUGGAAUUUACUAGUUGGCUUUCUUCCUGUCCCUUCCGUCACUUUAUUAUUCCCAGUGGAGCCUGAAAUCACUGAUAACUGUUCUCUAGCCUGUCCUGUUUGACCAUUGACUGUCUGAUCUUUUGCAUUUUCUAGUGUGUCGCAGUAGCAGUUGGGGAGGGGAGCAGUUGCCCAACCAGCUGGUGAGAGUUGAGUUUUGGAAUGGGGGAGGUGAGGACUAUUCUGGGGUUGGGAUAUUACUGUGCAGAUUAAAGACUUUCACUCAGGGGUUCUGACCUUUUUGAUUUUGAGCCUGCUGCCCCACCCACCCACCAAGCUCACACUCCCCACAUUUGGUGGAGGCAUCUUCCCUUUGCUGUUGGGGUUCAGAGCUAGACAGACAGUGCUGAUGAAUUUGCUUGCCCAAGCACUUACUCACAUGAAACCUUGAUUACACAGGGAGUCUGGAACACAAGUAGAGCUCUUGCCUUAACAGUUUACAUGUCAUAUUUGUUGCAGUUUUAUUUUGAGGAGCCACAGUUUGGGGGAUAAGUUAAUUUUCUUUAACAUUUGCUAAUCUCUUUCUUUAAAAAUUCCCUGGUGUAAACUUACUCAAGUAAAGAGACUGAUGUUUCUCUUGUUUCCUCCCUUUCUUUCUUCUUUCCACCUUUUCUCCCUUCCUCCCUUCCUCCCUUGUAUAGUGAGUCUUUGUAUGUAAAAAUUGAACUCCAAUUCUGGUUUCGUCCACUUACACUGCCCAGGAAUGAAGUUGCAUAUUAAUGCAUUACAGCCACCAAUCUCCCCUGGCUUACUCUUUCUCCACAUUCUCUGUGAUUAAAAAUGUCCUUCUUGAUUUCAACUCAGAGUACCUGAAAAGGCUCCUUGUUUAGUUAAGAGAAAAGCAAAUUUCCCCAGGUAAGUUCCCAUAUGUUUUCUGUAAAAACUGGCACACACUUCCCUUGUAUUUUACCCCUGUCAAAUGAGGUCCUUGUAAGAGUAAUCAGCCAGCCUAAGCCACUCAUCUCUUUUUGCCUGCCUUUUCUUGGGUAAUUUUAACUCUUUUGGUGCUGCUCAGGAGAGUUUGCCUCUUCCUGUCACAACAGAAGGGUUGGAUUCCUGAGACUGCCACCUUCCUCUUAGUUUCCUCAGGUGAACAUUGAGCUCCAGGACUGCUCUUCUGAAUAGGGGCAUAUGCACAGAGUCAGAAGAGGCAGAAGUGGAUGUGAGAGAAAGAGAGACACAGAGAGACAGAGAGCCAAAGAGGGCAAGAGACUUGACUUUAAGAGACUCCUGUACUGACAACUCCAUGCAGUUCGGAACCAGAACGACUACGGCUGAACCAGGGUUCAUGGGGACAUGGCAAAACGCUGAUACUAACCUCUUGUUCAGAAUGUCCCAACAGGUUCCAGUGGCAUAUGCUGGCAGAGUGCUGAGUGCAGACUUUUGCCCAAACCUGGAGGAGCCAGACCAGAGGCUGGAAGUCCAGGCUAUCCGUUGCACACUGGUAAACUGCACGUGUGAAUGUUUUCAGCCGGGGAAGAUUAACCUGAGGACGUGCGAUCAGUGUAAACAUGGCUGGGUGGCACAUGCCUUGGAUAAGCUCAGUACACAGCACCUGUACCACCCCACCCAGGUGGAGAUUGUGCAGUCCAAUGUGGUGUUCGACAUCAGCAGCCUGAUGCUCUAUGGGACACAAGCAGUACCCGUGCGGCUAAAGAUCCUGCUGGACCGUCUCUUCAGUGUCCUGAAGCAGGAGGAGGUGCUGCACAUCCUGCAUGGCCUGGGCUGGACUCUGCGGGACUACGUCCGGGGGUACAUCCUGCAGGAUGCUGCCGGCAAGGUGCUGGACCGCUGGGCCAUCAUGUCGCGAGAAGAGGAAAUCAUCACCCUUCAGCAAUUUCUACGGUUUGGAGAAACCAAAUCCAUUGUGGAGCUGAUGGCAAUUCAGGAGAAAGAAGGACAGGCUGUAGCUGUACCAUCUUCAAAGACAGACUCAGACAUAAGGACUUUCAUUGAGAGCAAUAACCGCACCAGGAGUCCCAGCCUCCUUGCUCACCUAGAGAACAGCAACCCUUCUAGCAUUCAUCACUUCGAAAACAUCCCCAACAGCCUUGCAUUUCUGCUUCCAUUCCAGUACAUAAACCCGGUCUCAGCCCCACUGCUAGGAUUGCCUCCGAACGGGCUAUUGUUGGAACAACCUGGACUGAGGCUACGGGAACCAAGCCUUUCAACCCAGAAUGAAUAUAAUGAAAGCAGCGAAUCUGAAGUAUCUCCCACACCUUACAAGAACGAUCAGACGCCCAACAGAAAUGCUCUGACCAGCAUCACUAAUGUGGAGCCCAAAACCGAGCCAGCUUGCAUGUCCCCCAUUCAGAAUUCUGCCCCAGUCAGUGAUUUGACCAAAACCGAACACCCAAAAAGCUCAUUCCGGAUUCACCGGAUGAGAAGAAUGGGGUCAGCCUCUAGGAAAGGAAGAGUGUUCUGUAAUGCAUGCGGGAAGACCUUCUAUGACAAAGGUACUCUCAAAAUUCACUACAAUGCUGUCCACCUGAAGAUCAAGCAUCGGUGCACCAUCGAAGGUUGCAACAUGGUCUUUAGCUCGCUCCGAAGCCGAAACCGCCACAGUGCAAACCCUAACCCUCGCCUUCACAUGCCUAUGCUAAGGAAUAACCGAGACAAGGAUUUAAUUCGGGCCACAUCAGGAGCUGCUACCCCAGUCAUUGCUAGUGCAAAGUCAGGUCUCACUCUCACAAGCCCUGGCCGGCCCCCAAUGGGUUUUACCACUCCCCCCCUAGACCCUGUCUUACAGAGUCCUCUCCCUAGCCAGCUGGUGUUUUCUGGGCUAAAGACUGUCCAGCCAGUCCCUCCAUUUUAUAGAAGCUUACUCACUCCCGGGGAAAUGGUAAGUCCUCCAACCUCCCUCCCGACCAGCCCCAUCAUUCCAGGCAGUGGCGCCAUGGAGCAGCACCUGCCCCCACCCUCUGAGCCAGCAGCACCAGUGGUGAUGAUGGCCACUCACGAGCCCAGUGUAGACCUGGCACCCAAGAAGAAGCCCAGGAAGUCCAGCAUGCCCGUGAAGAUUGAGAAGGAAAUCAUCGAUACCGCUGACGAGUUUGACGAUGAAGAUGAUGACCCCAACGAUGGGGGAGCUGUGGUCAACGACAUGAGCCGUGACAGUCAUUGCCAUUCCCCAGAGGAGAUGAGUCCAGGCAUGUCUGUGAAGGACUUUUCUAAGCAUAGCAGGACCCGGUGCAUUUCAAGGACUGAGAUAAGAAGGGCUGACAGCAUGACUUCUGAGGACCAAGAACCCGAGCGGGACUAUGAGAACGAAUCUGAGUCUUCAGAACCCAAACUAGGUGAGGAAUCCAUGGAAGGGGAUGAGCACAUUCACAGUGAAGUGAGUGAAAAGGUUCUGAUGAACAGCGAGAGGCCUGAUGAGAACCACAGUGAGCCCUCUCACCAGGACGUCAUCAAGGUGAAGGAGGAAUUUGCAGAUCCCACUUACGACAUGUUUUACAUGAGCCAGUAUGGACUGUACAAUGGUGGGGGGGCCAGCAUGGCAGCCCUGCAUGAAAGUUUUACAUCGUCUCUGAAUUAUGGCAGCCCUCAGAAGUUCUCCCCAGAAGGUGACCUGUGUUCUAGCCCAGACCCCAAAAUCUGUUAUGUGUGCAAAAAGAGUUUCAAAAGCUCCUACAGCGUGAAGCUUCACUACAGGAACGUUCACUUAAAAGAGAUGCAUGUCUGCACGGUGGCUGGCUGCAAUGCCGCCUUCCCCUCUCGCCGAAGCAGAGACAGAAACAGAAAUUUACGGAUGGAAAGAACCAUAGGUCCAGGACAUCGAGACAGCCUGCAUCUCCGUAGACACAGUGCCAACAUAAAUCUGCACCGUAAACUGUUGACCAAAGAACUUGAUGACAUAGGCCUGGACUCCUCGCAGCCCUCCCUUAGCAAGGAUCUCCGGGAUGAAUUUUUGAUGAAGAUCUACGGUGCCCAGCACCCCUUGGGGCUCGACGUCAGGGAAGACGCCUCCUCUCCUGCAGGGACAGAAGACUCCCACCUGAACGGGUAUGGGAGAGGCAUGGCGGAGGACUAUAUGGUCCUUGACCUGAGCACCACCUCUAGCCUCCAGUCCAGCAGCAGCAUCCAUUCCUCCCGGGAAUCCGAUGCAGGCAGCGAUGAGGGGAUUCUUCUCGACGACAUUGAUGGGGCGAGUGACAGUGGGGAGUCGGCACACAAGGCCGAGGCUCCUGCCCUCCCUGGAGGCCUAGGGGCUGACGUUUCAGGAGCCCUGAUGUUCAACAGCUUGUCUGGGAGCCAUGGUGGGAUCAUGUGCAACAUUUGCCACAAAAUGUACAGCAACAAGGGGACCCUGAGAGUGCACUACAAAACUGUGCAUUUGCGAGAAAUGCACAAGUGCAAAGUCCCCGGUUGCAAUAUGAUGUUCUCCUCUGUGCGAAGCCGAAAUCGGCACAGUCAGAACCCUAAUCUCCACAAAAACAUGCCCUUCACUUCAGUAGAUUAGUCUCAGAAUGGACGCCACGAAUGCCAGCUCUCACCAGAUGGCCUACAUAUUUGAACUGCCAUAGUCAGUGUGCGCUUGUGUACUUGGAGGUGUGUGUGUGUGCGUGCGUGCGUGUGUGUAUACAUGUAUGCCCCUGGGUCUACAUAUAUAUAUACACACACAUGCACGUUUUCUUUUCUUUAGAUAUAAAAAGAUAAACACUAGGUGCUUUUGAAGUUGUUUUUUUUCCUUUAUAGUUUUGGGAAAGGGGUGGGAUCUUUAAUUUGGAGGUAAAAACAAAAUACCCUUUAAACACACAUACACACACAUACAUAAAGUAUGCAACUAGCCCAAAUUUUGACAGAAAAUAAUUCUUGGUCCACUCCAACGAGACAAUUUGUUGCACCCAUGACUGUUGCCUGCAAAAAAAAUAAUAAAAGGGGAGAAAAAAAGAGAGAGAAAAGAAAAAAGGAACUUCUUAUAGUUGUCUUUUGUGAACUUUAAAGGUUCUGAGAGAGUCUUCAAUUAAAGCAUGGCAGAUUCACCUGUAAAUAUUUAGCCUUGAGAGGCCAAUGAUGUAAAACAGUUGUAUUGAUGGUUGUUUAACUCUUUUGUUUAAUUUUUACAGUUACAUCCAGCUGUUAGAUAUGCAGGAAAAAGUUAGUUUGCUGGCUAGCUCUGUUCAUUUAUGUUAGCAUUAAUGCACAUUUUUUUAAAAAACAUGGUCUUGUUUUUACUACCUGCUAGAUAUAGUGAUAAAGAGGUGCUGGCAUGCUUUACAGCACAGAUCUGAUUUUUUAAAUGUCCUGUACUAGUACAUAAAUCCAGUCAUGCACUUUUUUUCAUACACUACAAGGGGAUGUGUAAUAUCCAUGCUUCUUUUUUAUCCUUAAACUAUUGCCAUACUUCUGUAAGGGUCUUUUUUAAAAAAUUCACUUGUAUAAAAUGGUCUGGUCAGUAUAGGGCGCAAAUGCCAAACAAAAGUAUUAGUGUUAACACAAAACUGCCAACUUUGCACAAGUUUCCAGAAAAGAAAAUACAAUUAGUCACUCAACAUAACCACAGGCCAAUUUGUUGGCCACCAGAAAACCGCUUAAAAAAAAAACACUUGGUGAUUCUUUCAAGUGCCGAAUGUUAUUAGAAUCAACAUUGCAUCCUCCUUGCUUAUAUGUUAAGCUACAUAAAAGGAAAACAAAAUUAUGUGGUGUGAAACAGUCAAGGUAUUUAUGCUUUAGAGGCAGGAUAAAAUUUCAGGAUACAAAAAACCCAAAUUCUUCAGCUUUGGGACAAAGCUGAGUACAGUAAAAGUGUUGACCAUUCAUUUCCAAGGACCUAACCCAGCCUUUAAAAAGGAAGAAAAGGUCUGAACUGGGUCGGUCUGUUGUGCCACUGUCUGAUUUGUGGCAAGUUCUGCAGGAGUUCUAUGAUUCAGGCCUUUCUGAUAGACAAAAUCAAAGGGCGUUUAACAACAGCAGGACUUGGAAGCUCUGAAGACAUGUGCUGAACUUGAAUUGAGCUAUAGUCUGUUCUGAAAAGCCAGAAGAAGGGGGGUUGAAAAUAGGAUCUCUCACUCUGCAGUGUUUUGUGUUUCCCCACACAGUUUGUCAGAGAGAAAGGAAAGUAAGCCUGAAACCAAGCAAUUGAGAGUGAGAAAGGGUGGGGGGUAGACGAUGCUCCAAACCUUUUUUGUUUUGUUUUGUUUCCGAUGUUUACACAUGUUGCCUGAGCUGGUUAACCACAUCGGCAGCCUCAGCUACCACAACAUACUGACUAAAUGAUGAUAUUUACUCAAGUUCAGUCUGCAGCCAAAACUAUUAGGCUGUGCGUCGCAGACUGUGUUUGUUGUCCUUUUUUUUUCUUUUUCUUCUUUUUUUUUAAGUAGAGUGGAAAGAAAGGUAAACAAGGAAUACUUUGUCAAACAGUACACAAGAAUUUAAAGAGCAUGUAUUUCUUUUCUGUAGUUGAUGGCCUCAAACAUUUCUCUCAGCAGUCUGAAAGUUAGAAAUGCCCCCUGUGUUUUAACCUUCAGUGUCAUUUCCAUUUUUCAUGAUGUUUUGUAAUUAUUUUUUCUAUGUUCACAUCAGCAUUCACUUCCGUUAAAUUUGCCAAAGGAAACUGUUAAUAUGUUUCUGUUGUUAUUAUUCCUGUAGGAUUUAUUGUACCUCACAGUAUUUAUUGUUUCCAAAAGUAAGCAUCAGUAAGUUGAGGAUUCAGUAUUUUUAUUUGUGAAAAUUUCAGAAACAAUAGAUUCUUAAAGAUAAGCUAGAUGUGUCUAGGAGCUUUACCAUUUCAUCUCCUUCAGAAGAUGCUAUGGGGUUCAUUUAAUUCCUUGUUCUACAGUGAGGAAAGACCAAAAGUAUUUGCAGUACAAAAGAAACCAUAUCAAACACUACGUCUGUUAAAUGACAAAUGUUUACGGUAAAAAGCUGAGGAAUUAGUAAUAACCAUUUUUGUUUUCUUGUUACCUUUGAAUUCCCCAAAGUCUUAAUGCUUUAUUUUGGUGUUGUUAAGUGGAAUAGACAAAGAUGUUUUCUUUGUUUUAUACCAUAUGACUCUGUACAGUAUGUUUGUGAAAGAUUGAACUAGAAUAAUGAAAGUUUGUUUGCAAACAUUUUGGUCCUCUUAGCGUUCUCUGUGUUUGCGCUGUUGCCCUCUUAACCAAUUCAAUGCAAAGAGGGUGGGAAACAUAUUUUUAGUAGCCCAAUAAGAUUAUAGAAACACUAGCUUUUGGAGUGUGGGUAGACUGAAUAACACCUAGUUUUAUGAAAAUAACAUUUUUAUUUCAGCAAGUUUUUAACAUUACACUCUUAGUUGAGAUAUUAGAACUCCUCUUGUACAGAAUCAGUGUUUAGUUUGUUUAAUUAACGUCAACUAAAAGGUCAAAUAGCCUAAGUGAGUGAAUUGCAUAGCUGUCAGCAGGUCACAGCAGAUGAACCAGGCUUACAACAAAUGUUUGGUACUUGCAACAGACCAGGCUAAUGUGGAUAGCCAGUUCAAACAAGUCCAGAAGUAAUGAGAUUCUCAAGUAGAAUUUUCCUUGCUUGGAAACCUGAACGUGUCCCACCUGCAUUUUGUCAGAAAAAAUGGCAAUGAAUCCCAGACAAUGCACCCUCUGAAGUAUCUCCCCUAUUUGCUACUACUGCUCAAGAGCCCCAAUGGUACGGUGGUCGGCCUUCUAAAUAGGUGAAUGAUGUUUUCCAAUAUAAAGCCUGUUCUCUUAAAAGGGACGGGUUGUGGAUGGAAGUGGUACAUACGAUGUAAAAUUGUGAAAUGUACAAUGCUUCUGUCCCAAAGUGGUACUUGUUCUUGGGUGUGUGUCUGCGUGCAGUGUUUUGAUCUAACUAUAAAUCUAGUUAAGAUGGUGAUCCCAAGGCUUACUUGCAAACGGGAAGAUAAAGAGAUCAUCAUUUUAAUCAUUGAACCCUUCACCUUUGCCCAUUUCUACUCAUUUAUUUUUUUCGUAGGAGCUUCCUAUUGUGAAACGGUUUCUCUCUAGCUGCGUCCAUUCCAUGCUGGCUGAAAAUUAGUAGUGUUGUAGGUUUCCCAACUAGCUUUUACCCACUUGAUUUUAACCAGUUUUGUCACAGGUACAAAAUUAGGCAGUUUUAUUAAUGUGCGUGUUCAUUAGCUGAUACCGGAACUUAACUAUUUUGAUCAUUUUUACCUAUGUCUUUGUAAAUAUCAGAGAGGUGUAGUACACUUUAGGGAAUAUCUGCAUGCUGUGGAGGGGACAACAGAGCAAGAGAAAGGAUAGGCAAUAAGUAACUUGGUUUUUAAAAUGUGAUAAAAAGCUUGGUGUUCUUUGUUCUGCUGUUAAUUGUGUUUAAAUAAGCUGCCCCAAGGUAGCACAGUCCAGAUGUCUGUCCAGCUGCCCAGUUCAGCCUGAUGCCUUUUCAGGUUUUAAAAGUAUUGAUGUUUUCCUUCUCAACAUGACAAACAUCUUUUCUGAACAUGUUUCUAGCACUGGUACCACUGUCCUUGUAGUGUGGUUUCUUUGGUCAUGCAUUUCCAGGCCCUUCCAGGAAGAGGAGAAAGGCACUAAACUGGUUAACAGCCUUAUUAGUGUAUACAUUUUUUUUUCUUUAAAAAGCUUUGACUACAUCAGGAGGGGACAGUUCCAGAGGCAUUUUGCUCAUUUUACUCGGGAGAAACCAUGCACUAGGUUUCUACCAAAUAAAAAAUGAUCUUUUGUUCCCCUUACCUAUGUUCAUGCCCCAGCUGUGCGCCAAGCAAAAGAGAAUGGAGGCCCUUGGCGACUGAAGCAUAAAGAAGCCAGUAACCAGAUCGAGAUGGAUGUGCUGCUGACUGCUAACAGUUGACUUGAGCAGCCCUAAACUUGUACUCGUUCUGUUACUGUUGGCUUAGAUUGACUGACAGAGUAAAUAAAAUUCAACUAUAAUGAGACACCCUACAUCUGCUAUCAUAAAGAAACAAAUCAUCCAGAAGAAACUUUCAUCCUAUGGAUACACUCCUUUUCUUAAGAACUUCCUUUUAAAAUUAACAGAUUUCAUUUUUUAAAAAGUCACUUAUACUUCCCUAAAUAAGAGGAUCUUGCUUUUUCCCUCUCAUUCUGUGUUUUUUUAGGGAGGUGUCUAAAUGACUAAGGAGGUCAAUAAAAGGCAGUGCCAGAAAGACUAGAGGGAAUCACAGUUUUAACAAAAGCAAACUAAGGGAUACUGAGUAGAGUCUUGGUGAGUUUGGGGUAGCUAGAAGAGAAAAUAGGGAAUGCACUGGAAGUGCGUUUUCAAAAGAACCGUUGGUCUGGUGCAGUUGUGCCUGGCAGUGGGUGAGCAUAUCAGGCAAAGCGCCCUGCAGAGCUCCCCCAAGUCGGCAAGGCCCUUUACCCCGGUGGAGGCCGGGGGGAGAUGCAGGGACAGCCGCAUGGAGUGGCGAGGCUCCAUGUGGGUGAGCAGAGCCGGCAAGGGCAGCUGGGGGUUUUGGGGUUUUUUUCCCCCUUUUUUUGAGUGGGAAGUGAUGCUGGCUGGCUUCCCUUCAGGAACAGAAGAUGUGAUGGGUUACCUAGGCUACGGAAAAGGCCGGUGGCCAAGCCGAGAUCUAACUGCCAAGUGGAGUAGAAGUGAAUGGCAGUCAGCAUGCGUCUGUGCUUUCUCCGUCAUUGCUUCUUCCUGGCCCUGUCUCCGUGAUUGUGAUGCUACUUGCCUAAGACCUUAAUGGAAGUGUGAGCUCACUGACCUUCCCAUGAAGCAUGGAAGUUACUUUUCUGCUGUCAUAUCUAUCCUCAAAGCUGAACCAUGCAUGGUAGUCUUUCUUGCUCAUGUUAUUAGUAUUAAGGCCAUAACUGAUAUGCCCCAGAUUCAUUUCCAUCAUGUCCUAUAGAUGGAGAGUUGCUCACCCUACAUAGUAACUUCCAAUUCAUGUUAUGAAAAUCCAGCUGUAAAACUGAGCAGUGAAUCAAUCCGCCAUCACUCUUGCUCAAAAACCAUCCUUCCUGGGUCCCUCCAUCCAUCAUUUCCCCACAUCUUGCACAAAAGGAUGUUUAUGGUCAUUUGGCAAGAACUGGAUAUCAAAUACUGUCUUUCUGGCAUUUGUUGAACAAUUCAAAUGCCUAAUAACAGGGUCAGAAAAACUUGGGAUUUUUACAAGUACAUUGAAUUGAAUCAGCAUUAUUUGUUCACUACAAUGCUAUAUAUAUUUUUGAAGCAACAUACUAUUGUUGUCAUAAAACUAUCUUUAUUCGCCUCUAAAGUGUUGUAAAUUCAUCUGACCUUUAGUGGCAAAGGAAAAAAGAAUUUUUUUUUAUAUGGAGUAUCAAGACAAGGCUCAGUUUGUAACAAAUAGUGGACCAUGACAAAAGAGGGAAGGGGAAAGCAGGGGCUGAGCAGCGAGAAGCUUCAGUUCAAUUUCACCUCAUAUCUUUCUAAUAACUUCCUUGUCACUUUAUUACCUUCCAGUAAUGUGAAUGCCGCUGACAAGACUGUCACGCUAACAGCAGACAACACCCUCUCCUACUCAGCCCCAGCUCUCCUGGCUACUUAUUGCCCUGGCCCUGAAGGGACACAAACUAAUAGUGUGCUUUCCAGUUCGGCACUUGGCCAUCAAAUAUAAAAGGAUGCGUAAUUGCCUGUUUAUCCCUUGUGAAGGGGAAAUUGAGUACAAGGGCUCUGCUUUCCCACCGAGUUGCCUGAUGUACACACACAUUCACCGUCAGUCUCUCUCUCUCCGUCCCUCCCCUGCCACUGUUCCCCCUCUCCUUCCCCUCCCAGCACACAGCACAGCCGCUCACCUACUAACCCAGGCCUUCCGUAAGCCCAGAGCUGCCUCCAGGCACCCUUUCCAGCUGUUAAGUGGACAGUAACAAGAUGACUUCCUAAAGGGUCAGUAGAGAGACCCUGGCUGUAACAGCUUCUUUGUGUCUUUGGAAACUUAAGCACUGCAGUUCCAGGCCCAUCCAUUUUAACAGUACUGGGUGUGGCCCUAGAAUCAGCAAAAUUUCCCACAAGUCAGUAGCCUAAGCAGAAUAGAUUGCCCCAUAUUUUGUAAGGAAAGCCUUAAAAUAUGUUUCCUCCCCUUCAAACAGUGCACGUUACAAAUUGGUUGUGCAUGGUGGUCAGAAAGGUGUGUGUGUUUUUAUCUUUUUUUUAACCCUUGGUGUCCAAUUAUUAGUCUAAAUGUACACAGGUAUCUCAAAAUGACAACCUUCAAAUCCACAGUGAGACAUGACAGAUUAACUUUCAUUUUGUUAAACUGAACUGACAAUCUGAAAGAAAACAAGAAGGCCUGAGGCUUUUUACUUUAAUCACUAAAACAGGACUAUCCUAUAUGUAAAAGAUCCAUUCUCCACUUUGGGAGAAUUUGGCUAAGUACAAAUACAGUAAGCUUUACAAAAUCAAGUGAUAAGGGGACAAAAGGUACAAAGGAUGAAAACGUUAUAUUCCAAGAUACCUUCAGCCCAAAUAACAUGUAGGUAUUGGCUGCUAUGUUUAUAUAUUGAAUUAUUUAAAUGAUGGUUAAAAAGUGACUGGCUAGUGACUAAAUGAAGUGCAAGGUCUGUUUGUACAUGUUACUUGGGAAACUUCCAACCUCCGACGGCAGAUCUGACAGGUGUUACCCCUGCUAUGAACAGUCACAUUUCAAAAUACUUGUCAACCAAAUCAUACAUGCAAAUGUCAUUUUUGAUGUGAACUUUGAGAAAGAAAAGCAGCAGAUUUAGAGAUAGACAAUUUAUCAGGUCUAUGUUGACAAACCUGUGCUAAGAAAUUUCAUUAAGCAGUCUGAAGACUGGAAAGAACAACACUUAGAGCAAAAGGAUUCUUGGGGUCAGAGAAAAAGCAGUUGGUUUUUAAAAAAAAAGCCUUAGGUUUUAUAAGUUCCCCCAGUACAUAUGUAUUACAAUCAUUUAUCAAACAUCUUAACAGAAUCUCCUUUAAAACUCUGUUGCCAAAAUUGCACAGAUUCUGGUAAUUAACAUUACGUUUUCCCUCCUUGAAAUAACAGGGAUGUUUAAGGACAUUUCUAAUUUUCUUAAUGCUUUUUUAAACUUCAUUUUUUUAAAAAAGAAUUUUUCGAAGGGAAGGAAGAGCAGAAAACGGUAUUUUAACAAAAAAGGAGAGAAGUAGAUAGUAUUAAAAUAUAUUUCUUGAUGACAGAGAGUAUGUAAGUGUUAUUCUGAGACUUUAUAAGGCUUCCUGUUGCCAAAUGUGAUGUCAAAAUAAUGCACAAUGAAGAUGGCAAAUCUAUCCAUUAUUAACCGGCUCUGCCCACUUCUGUUCUGGAAUGCAAGGAUUGAGAGGUGGCUCUGGGGAGUCCCUGGGAGUGUGAGAGUUCUGUUCACCUGGUCCUGCACAUGUUUUCCAAACGAGGGGAAGAACACCCCAGCCCUCCCGGUGGUGGCCCUGCAAGGUGACUGGCCCUGGCCCAGGGUCAGCAGGAGCCCUGCUGCCUGCCUUUUGGGCUGGAGACCAGCAGCCUGCCCCACCUGUGAAUCUGGGCUGUGAAAGCAUUGGUUCAUGAGGUGUGAUGCUCCUGGACUCCCAGACAAUGUGCUGAGUUAAUAGGUUCACUUGAGAUGUAUAAACCAAGGUUGAUUGUUUAUUUUUUUUCAUCUAAUACUCAAUUUGGAGCGUUUUUGCAUGUCUUUGUACAGAGUAAUGCAUUGCUCUCAUUGCCUAUCUUAAUCUCCCCGACUUUUCCAUUAUCUUUCCUCUCCUGCUCUUUACUCUUCUGAUCUCACCUGCCCCCUUAAAAAAUAUAUUUUCCAAAGUGGAAGGUAGAACACUCCUCCCUCCUUCAUCCUGAUUCUGAUCACUUUGGAAACAUUUCUGUGUUCUACCCUGUCCAGGGUUUACAUAAGGUGAAUUAAGUGAAUGAGAUGUUCCAGUAUUAUAUAUUAACCUGAUCCAACUAUCUAAGAUUUAUAACAUAUGGCACACUCACUGCCUGUGCAAACUUUGGUUCAGCUGCCUUGCAGAGAAAUCUUACCAUUUUUCUACCAGUGCCAGUAUGAAAAGUGCAGGAUCGCUAAAUCUAAGUACAUGAGGGAGGCUGAGAAACCAGGAGAAGACAUUGGUCUGAGACCACCUGGGCCUUCCCUCAAAGGUGGAGGUAAGCUGGAGCUCUGGGGGAGAAAGCUCUCUAUUCUCCACACCUGAUCACAGACUAGUCCUUUUAGAACUAGCGAGAUCCCUCCCGUAGCUGGGAGAGCACACAACUUUCUUUUCCACCCCAAACCACUGGUGUGUCUUAGUAUCAAAAAACAUUUGACUCAACCUGCAUAUUUGACAACAAAAGUGACCAAAGGGAAUUGAAAUAUCUUGAGGAAAAGGAAUUUUUCACCAAGAUAUGUCCUCUCCCUGCCCCCAAGUUUGGGGGUUUAUGCUUUUUGUCAUUUAGUUUGUUUCCAUCUGCAUCAAACCUGUCUCCUCCGCCGAGCCGGUCACAGAACCAAAGUCUGUAUUACAAACGGGAGCUGCACCAAGGGACAGGGACAGCUUGCAUCACCCUGAGCUAAUAAUCGUGAUGUUGGUAGCUUCAUAAAUACUGUAUGUACCUUGAACAAGGGUUUGGGUUUUGUUUUGUUUUGUUUUGUUUUGCCUUCUGGUUUGUUUUUACUAGUAGCCUAAGGGAAUUAACAUGUUUUAUUUGCUAUUUCCUUUUGUUGUAUUUUCUGUACUAUAACUGUCUACAAUAUGUCUUUUGCAUAAAAUGCAUAAGGGUUUGGGGAUGUAAAUGGAAUUUUAUUCAUAUUUUGUCCAAAUACCUCUUGUAAUUUGUAUCAAAAUUCUUGUACAAUUUUUAUAUUAAAGAUUUAUCAGUCACUGAUCUCUUCCUGCUUUCUUGAUUUGAAGAAACCUCAGCAAACUCCAAGAGACCUUUACAAAAUACACCUAGUAGCACUUUAGCUCACAUUGUCAUUCAGCCUGUUUAAAAGCACACUGGCUGGAUAACUCAGAGUCGAGCUGCUGUUUAGACUGAAUCCUGAUCUUAUUUAACACACUUCUUAGGAAGAUCAAACUUCUCUCAGACAGCACAGCUGAGAGAGCUACAAAGAUCCUAGCCGGUCCCGAUGGGGAGCCCAGCAAACCCUGACCUGAGUCUUUCCUCACCAAAGCUGGCUCUUUGGGGACUACUUUUCUGUGUCUCUCCAGAAUUCCUUUUCCCCAAAGCCCUUUGCCCGAACUCUUUUGAGGAAAAGAAGACCUCAGGUACCUUCCCACCUUAGCUUUCUGCAAAUACAUUUUCUGCCUCCCCUGCCCUCUGAAAUUUGUGGACAGCAGCCAACAGGAUGAUGACUAUAUAUUUUUUCAGUCUAAAUGCUUGUGUUUCUCUGUAUAUUCCCUUAGCAGUGGUUUUCUGCAGAUUGUGCUUGUUACAAUCUAGACAUAAAACUAGCAGAUGGAAAGAUGUCAUAGCCAGCGACAUUUCCCCUUGUCGUACUGCUUGAGGGACAAUGAGAAGAAGCAUAUAAAGAAUGCUUUUGAUUUGCACUGUUUGAUAGUGCCUCCCCACCUUACACCAAUCCUAGCCAAAAAUUAGGCUAACCAAGACUGUAACUUUCACUGGAGUCUCCAAUUUAGUAUUUUCUCUCCUCCACCCCUCGAUUAGCCUCCCUGGCUUGUCCCACCCAUACUACUAAUUUCCCUCGGCCUGUCACCAGGGGAAUGAGCUCCCACACGCUCCACCAGCCCCCUGGCCCUCUGAUCUCUGGCCCGCAAGGGGCUGGACAGACUGUGCAUGCCCAUCUGGCUGUUGUCAGGCCCACAGUGAAGAGCUGGGGCCACCCAGUUUUAGAGACCACUGACUGAGCGUCCCUCCCGAGGCAGCAGGGGGGCCAGCCACGAGCCAUGAUGGGGUCUCCCUCCCGGGAUUUCCUUUGAGCACCCAUAUGUGGGUUUUGGGGUGAGGGUGAAGAAAUGAAAGGUUAAACAACUUCGGAGAAGCCAACCUCCAUUGAGGCAUGUGGUUAUUAAAUGUCACGGAUAUGUUAACGCACUCCUGCAGGGAAUCCAAGCAUAAUUAUGAUCUUUUCAUCUGUCAUAACACGUCUGUAAUUGGCAAGAAUUCUCCUUCAAACAGCUCCUUCUUCUUAAAAAAAAAAAGUUGCUUUAAAUGUUAUUAAGUGGUGGAAGCACUCCUGUUUAGCAAAGAAGCGCCCACGAAGACAGCUCUGGCACAAGGCUCAGCCCCACCGGGGCUGCGGCCAGUUGCUGUCUGAAGCCCACUGGAUGGCUUGCCGGCUGCUGGUUUUCCCUGUGUCAGUUGAGAACAUGACACUAGAUUAAGUGUCACUAAUUUAAUAAAGCUGCUCUGAGAAUAAAGCUGAUCUAUCAAUGAAGACCGGAGAGGAUCUUGCUGGGGGCUCGGGAGGGGUGGCUGAGAAUAUUGGAUUGUCUGAAGUAACACUGGGGGAGAACCUAUCGAUCCUCAGAAGACGCAGUUAUUUUUAGUCACCUGACUCUCGAGCACCCAAUCAUUACCCAUAUUCAUCAGAGACAUAUAAUGAACAGAGGUAUUGAUUAACAGGGCUAGCUGAAGAGAUUUCCCAACAGUGCUAGUUCACAUUGAUAGGUCUCCAAUGGGAAUAGAGGCCACGCAGCCCUGGAACAUAACUUACUGUUCUAGGUCCUUAUGUUGAUUUUAUGUUGUGGUGGGGGGAGAGGGGAGGGAUAGCCAUGCACACAGGGGAGCUCCCUUGACCUUUCUCUGCAACCUUCCUCACUAAGAAAGAAGAAAGCCGACAGUCAACAAGUACACAGCCCUGCUCUACAGGUUCUGCUUCUCUCCAGGCUGGCCAGCCUACCUCCUCUUGGACUGCUGUAUGUAUUACCUUGAUUUAUAGAAAUUUGCUCAAAGCUGGGACAUGCCAGUCAGACCUCAGAGCCAUCAGGCAUAUGAAGCCUUUCCUCCCCUAAAUAUCAACAUAUGGCUUAGAGAAAUUAUCAUGUUCGACUAAUUGCACCAAGUUGGCAUGGUAGGAACAUAAUGAGUCGGGUUUCAGCAUGCUGACCCCAAACCCAGUGAUGCCAGCGUGUAGUAACUUUCCAAGCAUUUUGCCGCAUGGCAGGAAUCCUCACUGAGCUGCUGUUCGCAAAAGGCGCUUGGUUAGAUCUCUAGCGUGUGCCCUGAACCUGUGCUGCUGCGUUCCAUCGUCUGCGGUAGUUCACUGCGCUGUUCCUACGAGCAUUCGUCCUUCCAGAGAACUAGCGGUGACCCAAAUGCCAUCACCAUCAGAAGCCAUGUGCUUCCUGACGGGUGACAUGCUGCUUAAUAUGCUGAUCUGUAACUAGAAACCAUUCCACCCCGGGGAGAAAAAAAGCAAAGGAUUAAGACAAGGACAGCUGUAAAAAAUAAGGCUCCAAUGCAUCAUUAGAAACCGGAACUUCACAUAUAAAAUAUAACUGUCUGUCAUCCACACUGGGUAUUGGCAACACUUGACUUGUAUAUGAAUAAACUUCUGUAGGAACUCUAAGUCACCCCUUAACCACUAACGCUAGAGAGGAGACUCUCUACUUCAGACUCUCCUCAUCUGAGCCUGGGAUCUUAAUGAUGCUUCAUUUAAUUCGCCUCGGAUCAUCCUCACUAA